Messenger RNA from Lagopus muta (rock ptarmigan), 5800 nucleotides. RefSeq names its product zinc finger BED-type containing 4 (gene ZBED4). The record is from RefSeq and is a predicted model, not a curated record. Gene Ontology annotation, molecular function: protein dimerization activity; DNA binding. NCBI's taxonomy places the organism in Eukaryota, Metazoa, Chordata, Aves, Galliformes, Phasianidae. Bases 851 to 4369 code for a protein of 1172 amino acids. The transcript is spliced from 4 exons.
GCGCCCUGUGGCGGCCGAGCUGGGGCAGCCUGCUCAGCGCCGCGGCGGCGGCGGCGGCGGCUGGAGACAAAGCGCCCAGCUAAUGAAUGGGACGGGCCCGCCCGGCCCUUCCUUUUAACUCCUUCGGGCCCGGCCGGGUGGCGGCGGCAGCGGCGACCUCUGGCUUUCCCUGCGGCGGCCGCCCGGGGAGAUACAAUCAUCUUUAAGUUUGAGUAACAAGUAUUUUACCUCAAAUGAAGCUUCCUGCAUGCAGCAGAACAGAUAUAGUUGAUGACAAGCAUCAAAAGCACAGCAAGGAAAAAUAGGGAAGAAGGUCUACAACUGCAGUUCCUUGUUCAAGGCUAACUCUCAUCUAUUCACCUCAACUUGAACUGAGACCAUCAAGGAACACAGUCAUCAGUGUUUAACUGCCUGGCUUCUGCUCAGUGGUAUCUUGUACUGAAAGAUGGUGCAGAAGAAUCACAGUUGUCCAGUCAAGAUGAACAGAAUGGCUUCCUUGACCAAGAAAAUAGAAGAUUCAAUUUUUAGGAUGAUAUCUACAACAUGAAGCAUUCAACAGAAGCUGCCUUUGAGAACGUUCAUCUAUGACCUGAAAUGUCCUGAUCCUGGGGAAAAAGAUGAGAUUCCAUUAAUUAAGUCUAUAAUUUCUUAAUGCAUCCUUAUGACUAAUCAUUUUUGUGUCCGCACAACACGGAUACAGAAUUCAUAAACCAGAGAUUAUUUUAACACGUAGAUUUGUGUUUGUGCAUUCAGUAUACAAGAUACAUCGUUUUAAUCAAAUUUUACAUAAUCUUUUAAAUUAUCUGUAUUUAUUAAUAAAUGAAGACUUGGCAAGAGGAAUUUGUCAGCCAUGGAAAACAGUAAAUCAGGUUCCCCCAUCAUGGAUGGUAAUUUCAUCUUGGGAAAAAUCAAUAACUUGAAAGUAGAACAAGAGGAAGAUGGCAUUAACUGUACUCUAGAAAGAAUGGAUAUAAAGACAGAACAAGAUGAAUUCAAACAUGCAGACAGCAGUGAUGAACAAGAAGACAAAGAAAAGAACUUCAUUAGCAACAACCCUAGCAAAUAUAUAUCUACAGAAAAUGAAGAUGAUUAUGGAUCUCUUUUUUCUCAGUAUAGUAGUACGCUGUAUGAUGUAGCAAUGGAGGCUGUGACACAGAGCCUCCUUUCCAGCAGAAAUAUAAGCUCCAGAAAAAAGUCACCUGCUUGGAACCAUUUUUUUAUAUCUCCUAGAGAUAGCACUAAAGCAAUAUGUAUGUACUGUAUGAAAGAAUUUAGCAGGGGUAAAAACGAAAAGGACCUAAGUACAAGUUGUCUCAUGAGACAUGUGAGGAGAGCCCAUCCUACUGUACUAAUUCAAGAAAAUGGGACUAUGCCAAAUAUAUCUUCCUUUUCUUCACCUACAUUAUUACUGCCUCCUCAGUCUGCAGAUAUGGGAGAUCUGAGUUCUAUGUUAUCCCCUAUAAAACUGGUAAAGAAAAUGGCUUCUAAAAUACCAUCUCCAGAUCGAAUAAUUGAGGAAUCUGUUUCUAUUGUUUCUUCUGAAGAAAUAGCAGAUCUCUCUGUUUCCGAAAAGUGCAACAAAGAAGAAGUCAUGGUUGGGUCAUCUCCACAGCUGCCCAACAGCCAGUAUGAUGAAACUGUGGAGAAUGUAGCAGAAAAAACUGUUGUAAUUCCAAAGAACACAUCAGGUUCUAGAAGGAGAUCUGCUGUCUGGAAACACUUUUAUUUAUCACCGCUUGAUAAUUCUAAAGCUGUUUGCAUCCACUGUAUGAAUGAAUUCAGUAGAGGAAAAAAUGGAAAAGACCUGGGAACAAGUUGUUUGAUAAGACAUAUGUGGAGAGCACAUCGUUCCAUUGUCCUGCAAGAGAACGGGGGUGGUACCAGUAUACCACCUCUCUACACCACACCUCCAACUUUGUUGCCUUCUUUGCUACCAUCAGAUAGUGAUCUGAAUUCUAUGUCAUCCUCUCCUGGAAAACUAAUGAAAGAAUCAGCUUCUGUGUCCUCUUCUCCAGACAGAAUCUCAGAGGAAAUACAUACUAAUCUCUCUUCUGGAGAUGUUCUAGUGGAAGACUCAAUGCUGUCAUCUUCUGAUGACAUAGGUGAAGUCUCAUUUGUGUCCUCCCCUGAGAAACAGUGUGAGGGAUUAGGCCCACUCAUAUUUGAACCUACUGCGGUAUUUCAGCAAAAUAAAAGGAUUAUGAAAAGGCUUAAAUCAGAAGUUUGGCAUCACUUUUCAUUGUCACCUGCUGACAGUCUAAAAGCAGUAUGUAGAUACUGCAGUUGUAUGAUAAGUCGUGGUAAAAAAGGAGAUGUAGGAACGAGCUGCUUGAUGAGACAUCUAUAUAGACGCCAUCCUGAUAUAAUUGGAAGCCAAAAAAGCUGUCUUGAUGUUAGUUUGGCAAAUUCUCCUUAUGCUACUUUGGCUUCUGCAGAAUGUUCAUCCUCAAAGUUGACUGAGUUACCUACAAUGGUUACACACGAUAAUCAAAUUAUUUUUCCUGUCAAUAGCAAGAAGACCUCAAAACUGUGGAAUCACUUUUCAAUUUGUUCUGCAGAUUCAACAAAAGUAAUAUGUAUGCACUGUGGACGUACAAUAAGUAGGGGGAAAAAGCCAACAAAUCUGGGCACGAGUUGCCUUCUAAGACAUUUGCAGCGGUUUCAUAACAAUGUACUGAAAACUGAUGUCUCAGAGACUGUAUUAUCCACAUCUACGGAUAAUCAUAUGCCACUGAGCACAGAAUUAUUAGCAUCUUCAACUUUUGAUGAAACCAAUGACAAGUUUUGUGACUCUCACCCAGUUGCCAAAAAAAUCACAAGUCUUGUAGCUGAAAUGAUUGCACUUGACCUUCAGCCAUAUUCUUUUGUAGACAACAUUGGCUUUAACAGGCUGCUUGAAUACUUGCAACCUCAGUAUUCUUUACCUUCUCCAUCUUACUUUUCUAGGACAGCAAUUCCAGAUAUGUAUGAUAAUGUAAGACAAAUAAUUAUUUCUCAUCUUAAAGAAGCCGAAAGUGGAGUGAUCCAUUUUACAUCAGGAAUAUGGAUGAGCAACCAAACACGAGAAUAUCUAACCCUUACAGCUCACUGGGUAACAUUUGAGUCUUCAUUUCGACCGCAGUGUGAGGAUUAUCAUUGUUCAGCACUAUUAAACGUAUCACAGAUCGAUUGCGACUACAAUGGAAUCAGUAUUCAAAAGCAGUUAGAGUACUGGUGGGAAAUGUGGAUUACUUCCAUUGGCCUUCAGAUUGGGAUUACUGUUACUGAUAAUCACAGUAUAGAAAAAACUUUAAAUGAGGGUGAUCAUUCAAGUGUACAGUGCUUUAGUCACACUGUUAAUGUCAUCGUAAACGAGGCCAUUAAAAGCCAGAGAAUGGUUCAGAAUUUGCUAAGUAUCGCAAGAAAGAUCUGUGAACGUGUUCAUCGGUCAGCAAAAGCAAAAGAGAAGUUAGCUGAGUUGCAAAAAGAGUAUGAGUUGCCUCAGCAUCAGCUUAUACAAGAUGUUCCAUCCAAGUGGAACACAUCAUUUCAUAUGCUCGAACGUCUGAUUGAACAGAAAAGAGCAAUUGAUGAAAUGUCAAUAGAGUGCAGCUUUCGGGAGCUGAUAAGUUGUGAUCAGUGGGAAGUUAUGCAGUCAGUGUGUCAUGCUCUCAAGCCUUUCGAAGCCGCAAGUAGGGAAAUGAGUACACACAUGUCUACUUUAAGUCAAGUGAUCCCAAUGAUCCAUAUACUUAACAGGAAAAUAGAAAUGCUAUUUGAGGAAACAAUGGGCAUAGAUACUAUGCUGAAAUCUUUGAAAGAAGCUAUGGUGAGCAGAUUGUCCUCCACACUUCAUGAUCCAAGGUACAUUUUUGCGACGCUUCUGGAUCCUCGCUAUAAAACAUCUUUAUUUACUGAAGAGGAGGCUGAACAGUAUAAACAAGACUUAAUCAGGGAGCUGGAAAUAAUGAGUUCUACCUCAGAAGAUGAUAAACCUGUUUCCAAUGGAUGUGAUAUAGGUUCACCAUCUACAAAUUCAUAUGGAGAAGAUAAUCUUUGGUCACUCAUGGGUGACAUGAAGAAAACGAAAGAUCUGAAGGAGAGAGCAAAGUUACCAGAGGAAAUGGUGCUUUCUUACUUGGAGGAAGAAGUACUCGAGCAUAACUGUGAUCCUCUAACUUACUGGAACUUUAAGAAGUCAUCUUGGCCAGUACUGUCAAAAUUGGCUGUCAGGUUCUUGGGUUGUCCACCAAGUAUUGUUCCUUCAGAGAGAUUGUUUAAUACAUCCAAUGAAAGCAACAACUUUAGUCAGUCGAGAUUAAUGAUUGAACACUUUGAAAAACUUAUCUUUUUGAAAGUGAAUCUUCCUUUAAUAUACUUCCAGUAUUGAAACUAACGAACAAACUGCUAGACUAAAAAUUUUGUUGCUCACUGGAUAAUAACUAUCUGUAACUUGGAUUGUUAAAUUGCUCCAAUAGGGGCCAUGUAUGACAUCUAAUCAGUGACUAUAAUUCCAAAUUUUAGUUUCAUUUUUUCAGCUUUCAAUAUGUCUACAUGUGCCUUAUUCAUAGUACUUCAGGCCAGAUAUUGUAUAUAUGUUUUUUUUAAAAGUUCACACUAGAGAUAGACUGUCUUGUCAAGUUAUACAGAAUUAUGUAGGUUUUAAUCCGUAACUGUAAAUGAACUUUUAAAAAAAAACUCAGUCAUUUGUUUUAAUAGGAUGGCAAAAAAAGAAAAAAAAAGAAAAAAAAGAUGUAAACAGUUCUAUUCUGUAGUUUUUUAUUCAAUUAUUAUGUAAAAACCAUAAACCAGGUACUGUAUUUUAGUUGAACAUUGCUUUAAUUGCAAAAAAAAAAAAAAAAAACCAACAAAAAAAACCAACAAACAACGAACAGCUCUUAUAGUUGUCAAAAGAAAGCUGUAUACAAAAGAUGGGAUUCAAGCCAUCUUUUUAUCAUACGAUGUUUUUAGCUGCAAGCCCUAAAGAACUUAAAAGGAUUAAUAAGAGUCAUUAAGGAAGAUGUGUUUACAGGAGACUAUCGAUGUAGUAUCUGAAAAUAAAUCUUUAAUUUGAGAUGAUAUGGAAUGUCAGCUAUACGACUGUCUGUCGUAAAACUUCCCAUCCCGGGUUCUCCUGUUCAGGUUAUACAUUUAAUGGAACGAUGGAAAUAUUCUGGGUAUUUAUAAAAGCUCUUCGGGAGUUUUAUCAAAGUUUAUGAAUUAAUGCUUGUUAUUUAAUGCCGUGUACAAAAAAAAAAAAAAAAAAAAAAAGCAAAAAAUCUACAAUGAAGACUAUAAUGUCAUUCUAAAGCCUUUUCUUAUCUUUAGUGCAUCAGAACUGUAAGGUUCCCUAUUGUAUAAACUGAGCCCUUAUUCCUAAUGUAAUUUCAACUCUGUAGAACAGCCUGUCUUAAAGCUCCUAGUACAAAAAUAACUGAUCUUCUGAUUUUCAGUAAUAGCCUUAUGGAUACGGUGCACUGCUUAGAAUUUUAUGUAGUAGGGUUGAUUCUUAACUGUCAGAGUCCAUCAGGCAAGUGGGAUAUAGAGCCCUCAAGACUUCAAGCAAGAAGAAAAAUACAGCCAGCAUUCUAAUUUGAAAGGAAUGUUCUCCAAUGGUUUUUUAACUUUAGAAAGAUAAAUCUUCUCAUUUCUGUUUUCAUUAAAUACUUUUUGGGAAAAAAUCAUUUGCCUAUGACCUUUUAGAAAAGUUGUAGCUUUGUUAAAAUACUGUACCUAUGCCUAAUCUAAUUUUGCAUUUACUAUGUUUUAGUGUAUUUAUAAAUGGUGAACUUCUGAAAUUAAACAUUUUAUUUGCAAUUUU